Molecule: messenger RNA, 1095 nt
Organism: Microthlaspi erraticum
Lineage: Eukaryota; Viridiplantae; Streptophyta; Magnoliopsida; Brassicales; Brassicaceae
Source: the annotation of a GenBank genome assembly
AUGAGAUCUCCGGUGGUAGAUCAAGACAUGAUUCAAGAAAUCAUCUCUCGUCUUCCAGCUUCGGAUGUUGGAAAGUCAAGGCUCCUGAACAAAGAAACCAACGAGAGAAGCUACGAGUCGUGGUUCCUCAACCUAAACCUCCAUAGAACCAAUUCUAUCUCAGGAUACUUCGCGCAAUACUACGGAGAAGGAUACAAAUACAAGAACAGAUUUAUCCAUGAGAGGAGAGGUUUCGAGAACAAUAAAGUCUCGAUCGAUUUUCUACCACCAGGAAACGUCAAAAUCGAAGCUUGCGACGCAAGUAACGGGAUCAUGCUGUGUGCUCUUGAAACAGGACCAAGUGCGCCGGAGUUUAUAGUCUGCAAACCAACGACAAAGCAGUACCAGAUCAUACCGGAUCCCAUAAUGCAGAAUCUCGCCGUCUCGUUCGGUUUAGCGGUAAUCCAAUCAAACCCUUUCAGGUACAAAAUACUUAGGCUUUCCCCUAUGAAAUACGUACGGAGAUUAAACAACCGGAAUCAUAGAACCUUCGCUUGCGAAGUGUUCGAUUCCGGUUCGUUUUCUUGGAAGAGAAUUAAGAAUUUGCGUAUACCAAGAAACGACGGACUUGGUAUUACAAAACCGGUGGAAGCUGCUGGUUUAUUCCACUGGUUAUCAUGGGGGGACAAAGUGAUCCGGUUCUGUCUCGAAACCGAGUCUUGGUCUUUCUUUCAAACCCCGAAGUUCGGUGUUUCUCCGAAACUGGUCAGGUACGAGGGGAAGCUAGGUGUUGUUCGUUCGUCGUUUAGGGAUUCUGGUGAGAGAUUUUACCGGUUGUGGGUUUUAGAGAGAAGUUGUGAAAAGUUGUGGGUGGAAGUGAAAGAUGUUAAAAACAUGGGGAUAGGAGAUAAUGUUUUGUGGACUCCAUGCAACGACGUCGUGACGUUCUCUGCAUGUGAUCGUCUUUUCUCCUACGACACAAACACUGAGAAGGUGGAUAUCUUUCACGUGAAGAAGGUUAAUUACGUUUGUUUCCCGUUUUGUUCUGACUACGAGAAGGUUGAUCUUAAUAAUCAGAAUGUGAAACAAGAGGAAGAGGUGCCAAAUGCAAUUUAG